UGUUUUUGUUGUUGUAAAACGCGGUAUUAGUAUUAAGAAAUAUUUGUCAUAGAUUGUAAAAUAAUUUUUUGAGGAUUUUUCCAAAAAAAUACACAUAAAAUUAGUUAUGAAAUUCGUUAUAGAACAUUUAAGUAAAAACUCUGGACGUCUAGGGCAUUUGGUGCAGCUGGAAAGUGGAAAACAAUAUAAAACUCCUCUGUUAGUGCAGGUGACAAAGGGUGGUAGCAUACCCUACCUCAGUCGUGAUGUAUUUGACCAUGUCACCCAAGAGCAACAAGUAUUACAAAUGUCUUUGGCUACCAUGGAUCAUAUGAAAGAAGCUUUGACUCAUUUCAAAGGUGGUGGUUUGUCUGGUUUUGUAGGAUACAAAGAUUAUCCUACCUUCCUCACCAUAAGAGAUCCUUGCGAAUUAAUUCCAGGAGGCUUUAAUGAAAAAGAUAUUGUACCUUUGUUUACACGUCGUGGCAAAGAGCCACUCACUGUGCAAAAGUUUGUUAGUUUAGUGGAGGCAUUUAAACCUGACAUUUAUCAAGGUCUCUGCGAUGCUGAUACUAAUUGGGAGAGUGCUAAGAAAAGAAUACAAAAGUCGGUGGAUCGUACUGAAGCAUUUAUGGAUGCCUGUUAUGAACAUCACAAUAACUCCGAGACUUUAAAAAAGAGCUGCUUAUUUGCUCCCAUUGUAGGAGGCUACAAUACCUUUAAUCGUUCACAAUCUAUUAAACAUGCCAAAGCGAAAGGUGCCGCAGUGAUAGGUGGUUAUAUUUUUGAAGGUUUCCAUAGUUAUGGCUUGUCUGCUACAGAGGUAAAAAGUGAACAAAUUAUGCCUAUUAUGAGUCAUUGCUUUAAGGAAUUGGAUACGGAUAAACCUUUUAUGUUGCCGGGUGCUUUUACUCCAGUGAUUAUGUUAAAAUUGAUUCAAUUAGGAGUUGAUAUAUUUGAUUCAUCAUAUGCUUAUUGUGCUGCCACUAAUUUUAAGGUUUUAUCUUUUAAUUUUGAUUUGAGCCAGAAAACAACGACGGAAACGCCAUUUAUAGAUGUUACAGAUGAGUGCUUAAAAGAAGAUUUUAAUCCACUACUAAAGGACUGCUCUUGUUUGGCUUGUCAGAAACAUACAAGAGCUUAUAUACAUCAUCUUUAUAAAACCUCUGAACUUUUAGGACCAAUACUAAUAAUGAUCCACAACUUACAUCAUCUAAUGCAAUUCUUUACCACAAUACAAAACUGCAUAUCAAAUGACAAUUUAAACGAAUUAAUAGAAUUGCUAGAAAAACAAGGCGGUGAUAAACCUGUAGAGUAUCGCAUCGAAGCCAAUACUAAAGUUAUUAGUAGAGCAGGUUUAGGCAAAGGGUUUGCUGAUGCCAAAGAAUAAUAAAAAGUGAAAAACUUUUGGAGCUAGUAAUGACUAUAAUGUAUAUUUAUUUUACUUUUGUAAUUUGCUAUUAUUUUUUAUAAUAAAUGUACAUUUAGCUAAACAUA
Molecule: messenger RNA, 1476 nt
Organism: Lucilia cuprina (Australian sheep blowfly)
Lineage: Eukaryota; Metazoa; Arthropoda; Insecta; Diptera; Calliphoridae
Product: queuine tRNA-ribosyltransferase accessory subunit 2
Exons: 4
Coding region: 107-1369 (420 amino acids)
Molecular function (GO): tRNA-guanosine(34) queuine transglycosylase activity
Source: RefSeq, a predicted model, not a curated record